Molecule: messenger RNA, 1810 nt
Organism: Cloeon dipterum
Lineage: Eukaryota; Metazoa; Arthropoda; Insecta; Ephemeroptera; Baetidae
Gene: Coprox
Product: oxygen-dependent coproporphyrinogen-III oxidase
Exons: 6
Coding region: 272-1435 (387 amino acids)
Cellular component (GO): cytoplasm
Molecular function (GO): coproporphyrinogen oxidase activity
Source: RefSeq, a predicted model, not a curated record
UUAAAUUAUAAAUUGAGUUUUAAAAACUAAUUAUCGCCGCGACUUCAUAUAAUGUAUAUUUAUUUAGUCUUCGCUACCUAUACUUUUAUUUUAUGAGAUUCUCAUUAAAACUGGCGAGAUGCGAAACCCAGUGGAAACUGUAAUUUUUCCAUAUUAUUAAUUAUAACCAACCAUUUUCAGGUAGAUCCCACCGACCAGCUGUCUUUAUUUUUUACUCUAUCUGACGACACUGUUAUCAUCUAAUUCCACGUUUUUGAAAGAUAAACAAACGAUGUCUGGCGGGCAAGCUCUCCGUCUCAGCCGUUUGGUGCGGGCUGCUGCUGCAGUUAUCGGUAGCCGCUACCUUCGACCAGGCCAACUGCAGCUCCACCGCCGCCUGGCUCUCUUAGCUGGUGGAGGACUAGCGGCCACCCUUGCCUUCCCUUCCGUGUUAGCUGCCUCUAAGCCUGACUGGAUGGCAGAGCCGAUCAGCGGCUAUGAAGGCGUUAAGGGCAAUGAUAUCAAGGCUCGAAUGGAGGCGAUGAUCAUGCAAGUGCAAGCUGACUUUUGCCGAGCCCUUGAGCAGGAGGAGGCUGACGGCUCUGUCGGUUCUGAGCCAACCAAAUUUAAGGUGGACAGAUGGAUUCGUAAAGAGGGCGGAGGUGGAAUUACCUGUGUAAUGCAAGAGGGAGAAGUAUUUGAAAAAGCUGGGGUCAACAUUUCUGUUGUCCACGGGCAUCUUCCUCCCGCAGCUGUGGCCCAGAUGAGGGCCAGAGGGAAGCAAAUGGGCGAAGGCGCGUUGCCUUUUACAGCCCUUGGCAUCAGCUCUGUCAUUCACCCGAGAAACCCGAUGAUCCCCACGAUCCAUUUCAACUACCGAUAUUUUGAGGUGCAAGAACCAAAUGGUGAUUGCCAGUGGUGGUUUGGUGGAGGCACAGAUCUCACCCCCUACUACUUGGACGAGAAUGACGUCCGCCACUUCCAUGGAACUUUAAAGAAAGCUUGUGACAGACACAAUGCAAAACUGUACCCGAAAUUCAAGGCGUGGUGUGAUGACUAUUUCAACGUCACCCAUAGAGGAGAAAGAAGAGGAGUUGGAGGGAUCUUUUUUGAUGACUUUGAUGAGCCCAACCAAGAAAAAGCGUUCGAGUUUGUCACGAGUUGCGCCAAUUCUGUGGUUCCUUCAUACGUUCCACUAGUGAAAAAGCACAAAAAGGACGGCUAUGGAUACGCUGAGCGACAGUGGCAGCUUCUUAGAAGAGGUCGUUACGUUGAAUUCAACCUGAUUUACGAUCGAGGAACAAAGUUUGGUCUCUAUACUCCUGGAGCCCGAUACGAAAGCAUUUUGAUGUCUCUUCCUCUCACUGCCAGGUGGGAAUACAUGCAUGCGCCAGAACCUGGCUCAAAGGAGGCAAAGCUGACUGAAAUCCUGAAGAAUCCCAAGGACUGGGUCUAACAAAAUGGUAAACUUUGAAACAAAUUGUGAUACAAAUUUUUGUCUUUUUAAAAGGCUUGCGUACCGUAAACUGGCAUUGAGAACAAAUUUUUGUUACUUAUUCUGAUGAUUUUACUUCCUCUGCGCAAUGUACUUUACGAAAAAUCAUUAGAACUGUUUCAUCGUUUCAUCCACCUUUCAUUAAAUUCAUUUGCAAAUUACAUAUUUGCACCUUUUAUUGUUUAACUUAAUACAUUUAGUAACGUCAGAAAAGGAAUGUAUCAUUUUAAAUCUUAUAUAUUUCCAUCAUAGAGAGGGAUGAAAUUAGGUGGCACUAUCCUGUUUAUCCUUGUUUCUUCCUAUUUUUAUAAAUAAUAAAGUUUGUUUAAAAAAGUA